AUGGCAGCUUUAAUGAAAAAAAGAGUCCUCGCAGAAUUCAAUCAAAGCCAGGUAGUAACCGGAGAGCCUCCAAUAAAACGUCUUCGAACACUUCGAUUACAAUCAACAAGCAGCACAAAAAAUGGCUCUGACGGUUGUUCAGCUCUAGCAUACGUAGAGUGUCUGGAAAAAUGCAAAGGAGGAAAUGACGCGUUGCAAUUACUCGUCCGAAUAUCCGACACAUUAUCCCGGAUGUCAUCGGAAGACGUACCUCUAACAGUCACUAAAUUAAUAGAGCGCUUCGGAAUAGAAACAGAAGCGGCAGUGAGAGCAAAAAUUCUCUGGGUGCUAGCAGAGCUAGGAGAAGUGACAACUCAGUCCUCGGAAAAAGUUCGAAUAAUCGAAGAAACUUCUCGCCUGCUAAAGAACGAAGAAUCCCAUCGCGUGAUAAGUCAAGGCUUGUCCACAUUACUAAAGCUUGGAGACUAUCACCGGCUAGGAGUGUUAAAAAUCGCCCGAGAACAUUUAUCAGACACCUGGCACGGAGUACAGACCCGGUGCUUGUCAAUAAUCGGACGUUACCUAUCACUAAACUCAAAUGACGACACCUUGGUUCUAGUAAGUCACUACGCAAGGUCCCAGGAUCCAAGAGUUCGAGCAGCAGCGUUUGAAACAAUGGCUGAGCUUCAUUCCGAGCGUGGGUGUCGUUUAACUCCUAAUUUUUUUACAGAAGCUUGCAAUGCGCUGCGUGAUGAUUAUGAGAUAGUAAGAAGAGCUGUUCUGAAGCUGAUCUGGAUGCUGGGUGUGGAGUAUCCAGAAGAAAUAAUCGUUGGGACUGACGGUGAAGACACGCGAAUGAUAGACAGCGCGUUUUCCAAACUCUGUGGUCUGAUUGGUGAUUUAUCACCGCGAGUCCGUGCCACGGCGAUGAGCCUGAUGGGAGCAAUGAAGAACGUGUCCAGCAGAUACAUCGAGCAAGCUCUCGAUAAAAAGCAGAUGCGGGUUGAAGACGAGGGCUCUGAAAUAGAAGAGCGCAGCGCUUCUUGCGGAGCUUUUAUCCACGGACUUGAAGAUGAAUUUUUAGAAGUUCGCACAGCAGCUGUAGAGUCACUCUGUACGUUGUCUCUAGAGCGGCCAGCUAUCGCGCGAAUCGCUUUGGACUUCAUGGUUGACAUGUUCAACGACGAGAUCCAGGAUGUUAGGAUAAAAGCGAUUGAGUCGCUGAGAAAAAUGUCUACGAGUGUCACGCUUCAAGAAGACCAAUUAGAAACUAUUUUAUGCGCGCUGGAGGACUUUUCUGAUGAAGUCAGAGAAGGUUUGCAUGCAACUUUAGCUGCCAGUCGACUUGCUACUAGGAACUGCCUUCAUAUGUGCGUCAAUAGGUUGAUUGAUAACUUGACCAGGUACCCCCAGGACAAGGACAGCAUCAGAAGUUGUCUUGCAGCCUUGGGAGCUUCUCAUCCGUAUUUAACUUUGCCAUUAGUACCGCAAUUAUUAGGAAGACACCCAUUUUUUGACACGCCGGAGCCGGAUGUGGAUGACCCCUCGUAUGCAAGUGUCCUGGUGCUGAUUUUUAAUGCGGCUUUGCACUGUCCGAGCAUGCACGCGCUUUUUUCAGAGCACGCUGCGAAGCAUUAUCACUACUUGAGAGACACUAUGCCGCAUUUGGUGCCUCGUUUGAGACCAGCGUUGGCUAGAGCGCCUGGUAUUGAUGUAAGUGAUGAGAAAGACGAUAAAAGAGGCCAGGAGUUCUUGGAAAGAAUGGUCGCUGGAGUUGAAAACGCGAGACCUGGUGGGAAAGUUUAUGUACAACUACUGGAAGCUGCGGCGGUUGAUCUUGAUAGACUUGCGGAAAUGGAUAGGAAGAUGGAAGGUGCGGCUCAUUUUACUGCGCUGUAUGUCAGGUGUCUUUUAUUACUGCGGUCUGUGGUUAAAGAGAUAACUGAAUCACAAACUGAGGCGACACCAAUAAGCACAUUGCCUUCGACUAAUACUUUGGCUGUCGAGUUGAUAAGAAUUACAAAGAGCGCAACAGGUAGCGCAUUGCCUCUGGCAAGACAAUUUUUAUCUGAAGCUGAUUCGCUGCCACAAGAUACGUCAAAGCUGCCUCCAUUUUCACGAGCGUUAGUAAUGGAAAUUCCCUCUAUGGCAGACGCUAAACCUGGAUCUCUAUCAAGAUUACUAUUACCUCUUUUGACAACAUUGCCAGCUCGUGGGGAAGAAAGAUUGCCCAGGCCGUCAGUAUCUACUAAAUUAUGUCGAGCAAUUAUUGAGGAACCAAGAGGAGACGCCGAUGCUGCUUUAAAAUUUACUGGAGGACUUAUCCUAGGUAUUCCGCUUACGGCUAAAAUAUUAAACCUACGAGACCCAAGUACUAUUAGAAUAAAACUGCGACAUCCGGAUCAACAAGUACAAUUAUUGCUGCCAAAAAAAGCGGAUCUGAGACCACAAAAUAGCGAAGGUACGGAUUACAGACUGAAAACAACUGUUUUAUUGUCUCACCAGGUCUGGAUGGAAGCUUGCAAUGUUGAAGUAUCUAUAGCUCUUCUUGUCUCAUCUUCAAAUACUUCAACAUACUCACCGAAUGAUGAUCCAUAUAUUUUGGAACUGUGUAAACCAACUAAGGUGUCAAUUGCACCUAAACCUAUCAAAAGAGCUAUAUAA
Cotesia congregata is the source of this 2643-nucleotide messenger RNA. NCBI's taxonomy places the organism in Eukaryota, Metazoa, Arthropoda, Insecta, Hymenoptera, Braconidae. The record is from the annotation of a GenBank genome assembly.